AGAGCCCUUGUGUUGCUGCAUUGAACUUUAACCUUCUUUCCUGAAAUGCCGCUGUAUGUAUAAUAAAAGAGGUCAAACUUGGCCUCGUGUGGUUAGUUGUAUAUGUUUUCGCAUAUCAAAGCGAGGUCGCUUGCUAUCUGUGCAAGGAAAGAAAGCAGACGAAUAAAACAUUAUCUGUCGAUAAAUUUAACGAUUUUCUAACAAUACCAACUGACCAAAGUCAUGUGACCUGAUGGUCUCCCUUGAUCCCCUGACUGGGCCGCGCUAAAAACUCGACUGUUAUGAAGGGUCCAUUCCUUUGAGCGUCAUGAUACAGCUGUUAGUGCCAAUAGUUCUUCUGAUGGCCUUGACUAACAGCCAAGAAACACUACGGGGCGAGUCCGCCAUUACUCUGCACAAAGACGCGCCAAAUGACGUCCAUUUGAUAAACUGCCAAAUUCCCGCCAAUACGAGCAUCGCAUCAGAUGAUGAAAUAGUCUGGGUCGUGCCGUCCGACGUGCUGCUGGCGAAAGGGGACGAUGCAAAAUCUCUGCGCCAGGCCGACGGUGCCACGUGGGUGCAGCAGACUUCAAACUAUUCCCUAAUUUUUCACAAUGUUGAUGAAGUUGUAGCUGGUGCUUACGUCUGCCGCGGCAAACGCAGAGAUGACAUUCUGUUCGAGUGGACUGUGUGGGUGCACGUGAUGGCGAAGCCAGACUUUGACUCCUCUCACAGGCUUAACGUGGCUCUUAUAAGUGCUGGGGUGGCGCUGUGUGGAAUCCUUAUCUGCUGCGGUUCGGUGUAUUGGUACAGAAAAAACAAAUGCCGCUACGGCAAAGAAAGUAAACCAAAACCUAAAACCAUGUUUAUCAUACCACAGAUCAACAUCGUUGACAUGUCUGAGCACGUGACUAUGUUAGAGGAAGUUGACAAUCACGUGACAUCUAGCGACCAAUCAAAUGCAGCUUCCAAGCUAAUGUGAUCGUUUUCUUUUACAUAUUUCAUGAAUAGACUUGUAAAGUGUGUGCAGAUUUGAAAACUUUGAACACAGUUGUGAAUUCAUUUGCGAAUCCAUUACAAUACCUCCAUGAUUAUAAAUAGAUAGGUUUUGGUACGCUUGUUGGUAAAAUAAUUCAGAAGACAUUGCCAAGUUUUUGAAAUUAUUCCAAUGACCAUUAGACAUUGUUAUAGUCUAUGGACAUUGUAGACCAGAUGUUUUCACAUUUGGUUCUGAGAUUAUUCUUGUUUGAAAUUUAAAAGUUUGCUUAGUGGCAAAAUGCAGUUGUUCUACAACCAUACUGAUGCACUCGGAAAGCCUGGUAGUUUGUCAAGCUCUGCAUCCAUACUGAUGCACUCGGAAUGCCUGGUAAUUGGUCUGCUUGGUCAAGCUCUGCAUCCAUACUGAUGCACUCGGAAUGCCUGGUAGUUUGUCAAGCUCUGCAUCCAUACUGAUGCACUCGUAUGCCUGGUAGUUUGUCAAGCUCUGCAUCCAUACUGAUGCACUCGUAUGCCUGGUAGUUGGUCAAGCUCUGCAUACAUACUGAUGCACUCGGAAUGCCUGGUAGUUGGUCUGCUUGGUCAAGCUCUGCAUCCAUACUGAUGCACUCGGAAUGCCUGGUAGUUGGUCUGCUUGGUCAAGCUCUGCAUCCAUACUGAUGCACUCGGAAUGCCUGGUAAUUGGUCUGCUUGGUCAAGCUCUGCAUCCAUACUGAUGCACUCGGAAUGCCUGGUAAUUGGUCUGCUUGGUCAAGCUCUGCAUCCAUACUGAUGCACUCGGAAUGCCUGGUAGUUUGUCAAGCUCUGCAUCCAUACUGAUGCACUCGGAAUGCCUGGUAGUUUGUCAAGCUCUGCA
Messenger RNA from Biomphalaria glabrata, 1831 nucleotides. RefSeq lists its product as uncharacterized. Bases 308 to 961 code for a protein of 217 amino acids. The record is from RefSeq and is a predicted model, not a curated record. The transcript has 2 exons. NCBI's taxonomy places the organism in Eukaryota, Metazoa, Mollusca, Gastropoda, Planorbidae.